Populus nigra (black poplar) is the source of this 902-nucleotide messenger RNA. Its product is annotated as probable WRKY transcription factor 75. Lineage: Eukaryota; Viridiplantae; Streptophyta; Magnoliopsida; Malpighiales; Salicaceae. Gene Ontology annotation, molecular function: DNA-binding transcription factor activity; sequence-specific DNA binding. Gene Ontology annotation, biological process: regulation of DNA-templated transcription. The record is from RefSeq and is a predicted model, not a curated record. Bases 47 to 607 code for a protein of 186 amino acids. The transcript has 2 exons.
UUCCUUCUUCCGCUCCUCCUCUUCUUUUAUAAGAGCUGGUUUUUCCAUGGAAAAGUUCCAAAUGUUAUUUCCUUUUUCGUCGACAGGAUCACCAAACUACCCUGUCUCUUCAAGCAUGACAAAUAGUUCUCAUGUUUUUCAUAAUUUUCAAGCAGAUAGUUCAGGUGGGUUCUUGGGAUUGAAGACAGAAACUCGACACCCAGUACCAAGAACAUCACCCGAAAUUAAUAACGACCUAAAUUCUCAAAGUGCAAGCUGUGCAAUCGGGUCUGAAACUGAGCCUCAAGCAGCCAAGAAGAAAGGGGAGAAGAAGAUUAGAAAGCCCAAGUAUGCUUUUCAAACCAGGAGUCAAGUUGAUAUACUUGAUGAUGGUUAUAGAUGGAGGAAGUAUGGACAAAAGGCAGUGAAGAACAACAAAUUUCCAAGGAGCUAUUAUCGAUGCACGUAUCAAGGGUGUAACGUAAAGAAGCAAGUCCAACGCCUAACCAAAGACGAAGGUGUUGUAGUGACUACUUACGAAGGAAUGCACACCCAUCCUAUAGAGAAGCCAAAUGAUAAUUUUGAACAUAUCUUGAGCCAGAUGCAAAUUUACAGUACUCCCUUUUGAAGUGAUCAUCGAAUAGGGUCAAAAUCAUGUAUGCUUUGUACCAAUAUCAAGUAGUGUAUUUUCCGUAUGCUAAUAAGGUUGGAUUCAUAUAUAUAUAUAGUAAGGGCUAGCUGGAGAUCGAUCAGCAUGCUUCAAAUUUAUGGAAUUAUGUUCUUUAGUUGGCAAAUAUAUUGUAAUCUGUCAGUUUCUUUUCUUUUCAGUUCUUUCUUUCACAUUGGUGGGAUUGUAUGAUGUAAAUAAAUCAGCUAAGGUGGGCUCAACUUCAAUAAGAGAAUCGAAAUUCCUUAUCGCGCAA